Messenger RNA from Hydractinia symbiolongicarpus, 4526 nucleotides. RefSeq names its product beta-1,4-N-acetylgalactosaminyltransferase 3-like. The transcript has 16 exons. The record is from RefSeq and is a predicted model, not a curated record. The coding region runs from base 340 to 3711 and encodes 1123 amino acids. Gene Ontology annotation, molecular function: acetylgalactosaminyltransferase activity. Gene Ontology annotation, cellular component: Golgi cisterna membrane. NCBI's taxonomy places the organism in Eukaryota, Metazoa, Cnidaria, Hydrozoa, Anthoathecata, Hydractiniidae.
UAUCUGGGUUACACUCUGUUGAUGUGCAUACCUGAAACCUGUCCUACCGUGCACAUUAGUCUGACACUUUAGAGUCUUAUUAAUACUGUUUAUCUGAGAAACUGAAUUAAUUAAGAGCUUUGGCAUUGUUUUGCAGCCAUCUAUUUACAAAUUGGGCUCUGUGGUUUUCAACAGGACUUCCAAAAUUUCCCCUUUACACUAAGGUAUAGUAGAGGACAUUUAACCCUCCUCUUAAGAAGUAUUGUUGACAACGUAGGUUAAUAUUCAUAUAGCAAUAACUUUUUUUGUUUUCCAUAGUUUACUAGAUAUAAAAAAAUGCUCAAAAAUGUUAGUUGAGAUAUGGGAAGGUACAAACUGGCUAAGGGAUUUGUAUUGAUCCUUACUGUUGUGUUGGUCUUGUAUGGCACUUCAUUUAUUACUUCAUAUAAUCAAAAAUAUAGGCGACAAUGGCUUGCUCAGAGAGAAGAAUAUGGAAAAUACACAGGUCACAUGGUAGAGGAACAAAAAGAGAGCUUUAUCAUUACAGACGAAUAUAUAGUAAACAUGGAAAAACAUCUUCAAACGAUUCUACAGGAUUAUGAAAAGGACAGGCAGCUGGAUUUAAGAAUUUCUCUAGAAACGAGGAAGCCUUCAACUUUCCAGCGUAACAUUUCUGUACAAUUAACAGAAUCUCCUGAAGUUUUUCCUAGAGAAUAUGAAGACCCAAUAUAUUUUCAAAGGAAAACAAUCAAGACCAGGAAAAGAACAUCAGUCUCUGUGCCUGGCACAUUGAAUGUUCAUAUCUGGGAGGGAUGGUGUGGCUCGCGAAUUGAAGAUUUAAAAAGAAACCGACAUUUUCCAUUGUAUCCCAGUGUAAAAGCCAAUCUUACACGUUUUUUUGCACAGUGGUUUGAAACUGGAUAUGGUGAAAGAAUAUUCGGUUAUUUGCACCCUCCUGAGACUGGAAACUACACAUUUGCAGUAUCUUGUGAUGACAACUGCGAAGUAUGGUUAAGCAACUCGUCCUCGCCUAAAGAUAUUAAACAGAUUGUUUCUGUUGGCACAGCCAAAAGACCUGCCAAUACAAGGGUGGCUGACUUUAAGCAGUUCAAAUCACAGAUAUCAAAGCAAAUAUACAUGGUUAAAGGAGAGGCGUACUACAUAGAGGCUUUGCACAAGCAAGCUGCAAAUAAAGAUCAUAUAUUAUUAACUUGGUUAGCACCAUCCUGGCCACGGAUUCGAACAAUCUCUUCAGAAUACGUUUCUAGCUACAUAUCCGAUGUGGACUGCAGCAAUGAUGUUAAUGAAUAUGCACGUUGCAUUCCUGAAACUAAAGCGUGUGAUCUCAAUUCUUCAGCAAUGGAUGAAAAUACUAUAUAUUGGUUCAACCGAUCAAGAUUUCAGUUUGGUAUUGAAGACGUUCGUGAUAGAUUUCAUUAUCAUGUUCUGCAUGACAAUUUUGAUGACAUUUUGACUGAGAUUGACUACAAACCAAGUUAUAAAGUAGAAUUCAUACCAAAACGAUACGAAGGUGUGAAGUUUAUCCAUGAAAUUUCUGUUUAUCCAAAUGACCACACAGAACUAACUCACAUGACGCAAUAUGAGUACUGUGAGCAACAUCGGUUUUUUGAUUCCCAUUAUAAAAUGCUACGCACAACUGUACGACCAACGACAUUCAUACCCUGGGAAAAAAUUAUUAAAGAACAAAAUAAAAAGAAAAAGCAUUCUUAUAAAAUUUAUACAAGCAGCAAUAGUUUACCUAAUAUUAACCAUAGGGAAGAAAAACGAAAUAAAACAGAAAAAAGUAGUAAAAAUUAUUAUCAUAUAUAUUUAAAUCAUUUUAAACCAAGCGAGAAUAUCUUACAGCGCAUGACAAGUAGUUAUACAGGAAAUAAUGUUAAAAGACAAAAAGGUGGUUUAAGAGAGAAUGCUUAUUUGCCCAGUCUUUCUGUAGUGAACGAAGAUAAUGUUGAUAAAGCUUCACUUCAAGAAACAAAACCUUAUGAAAACACCAAAAAAAAUAAGUUUAUCAAAGACCAACACAAGAAUAUGAUUGGAGCAAAAGGUGAAGGAAAGGGAUAUGUCAGGCUUGGAAGAAAACUAUUUAGUCUCAAGUCAAAUCAUAGCAAUCCCAAAAACUCUGAUAUUUUAAACCAACCACAUUCUUAUCUAGGACAUGGUGCAGAAUAUCCAAAAGCAAAAAGUGUUUUGGGAAACAUGCCUUACAGUGAAAUCUUUAAGAACAUCCCAGUACUAAAAAAAUAUUUAAGUAACAAAGAAAUAAUGAAUGACAAGUCCAGUCCUGUGGAUAACAGUGCCCAUACCGAUUCUAAUAAACCAUGGCGCAUUUUAAGAAGUUCCCAUUCAAAAAAAGAAACUCCACUUUUCGAAGACGAAGGUUUACCUGUUAAUGCACUGGAAAAUUACAAAAGAAAGAAUCCUAUUUAUAUACCGAACACUUUGUCUGACCGUUUAAUUGAACUUCAAAAUAAACUAGCACAUCGUAACUCAAUCAAUCCAAAUCGAUAUCGAAAGAAUAUUUAUACAGGUUCUUAUGCCGGUGACAGACAUAGAAGGCCAGUUAGCCUCGGUGGUCGUAUUCCACCUAAAUUGACACGAAAAAUCUAUUUUUUAAAUGGUAAAGCAAGCAUGGCAAAUGUCAGCCUAGCACAUAAUGCGCAGAUGAUACGGUUGUACGACAUAUUUGGACCAGCUAUAUAUUAUCUUGGCCAGUCCCGCAAAAGAGAAUUUUCGUGGAUCUACAACUCGUUUUUAUCUGACUGCAAAUCAGAUGGAAAUGUCCAACUUUCUGAAAAUGUCGCUAAAUCCAUUGUAAACAAAUAUGUGAAAGCUAUACAGAAGAAACAUGGCAGGCAGUAUACAUUGAAAAGAAUAGUGAAUGUGGAAGAAAAUCAUGACGUUUUAAAAGGAAACCGCUACCUAAUAGAACUAGAAUUGUGUAUUAAAAGUCAAAACAAUGAAGAUAAAAUAAUUCAGUUAUCAAAAUAUGUCUACCAAGAUAUUUCGUUUGGAGAGCUAUACUACCCCAAAGGUUUUCAGUGGAAUCCACAUGCGACAGUGCAUAUUAUUGUUCCAGUAAAAGACCAGGGACGAUGGGUCCAACAUUUUAUCGACAAUAUGGAAGAGAUUGCGCUUGAAAGAAACGAUCCACACGUCAAUGUCAUCAUUGUCGAUUUUAACAGUUCCGAUAUUGACAUCGAAAGGAGUUUAAAACAAAGCAAAUUAAAAAGGUUCGAAGUUAUUCGUUUACAUGGUCCUUUCCAGCGCGCUCUGGGUAUACAAGCUGGAGCCGAUGCUGUUAAGAAUCCUGAGGAUAUUAUCUUUACAUGUGAUCUCCAUUUGGUGAUUCCCUCACAAUUAAUUGACAGUAUUAGGAAGCACACUAUUAAAGGUAAGAUGGCCUUUGCUCCCAUGGUUCAUCGCUUGAGCUGUGGCUAUACACCAGAACUUCCUUAUGGCUUAUGGGAAAUUCAAGGUUAUGGUUUGUUUGCUAUUUCAAAAUUUGACUAUGAUCGCAUUGGUGGUAUGAAUACUAAAGAAUUUAAAACGAAAUGGGGUGGCGAAGAUUGGGAAUUUUUAGAUAGGACGUUAGCCCAUGGUUUAGAAGUGGAGCGUCUUCGAAUACCAAAAUUUUAUCAUUAUUAUCAUUCAAAAAAAGGCAUGUGGAUUACGCCAUCUGUUUCAUCGUUGAAACAGGAAUAUAACUUAUAAGGAACACCACCUCCAACGAUUCAGUUUCAAUAUGAAAUUGUUUGUAGGCCCAAAAGGGUAGGGUGAUCAGAAACCAUCCAUUAAACCAUCCAGGGGGGAGGGACUUGUGAAAAGGGAGUACAAAGAGACUUCCUUUUUGUUGCGUUUGACGCAUCGCUCGCUACCUUUUUUUCUUUCAUGAGACAACAUAAAUUAAUCAUCUACUUUGUAAUAUGAGGAAGUAUAAACGUAUCACUCUUUUUUUUCGAACAGUAUGCAUUUAAUCUCCUUUAUUCGUUAUCAGUAGAAACGUCAUGUGGCUGUGAAUACAAAAUAUGAGUAGAAAUAAAUGGAACUUGUUACAACGGUAUUAUUUUAAGCUUUUAAGUUUUUAUUAUUUAAAAAAGAUAAAAUGUAAUAAUUUUUUAGGCUUUUUUUAAAUUUAUCUUCGACGUUUCGAAUUAUCGCUUUUAUUGAAAUUAGUAUUUGUAAUAUAUUUAUUUCAACACAUAUAUACAGAUGAUGUUUCGCUCAUGUCAACACUAUCUUGAAAUUACAAGAUAAAGUAACAUAUCAUAAGUUUUUUUGAGUUUUUAGGUUCAUGCAUACAAAACAAGGCUUUCUUAAGCCUCGAAAGCUCUAAAUUCAGUCUAAAAUUUUGACCAAGUGAUAGCUUAAUCGUUCUUAUAUGAUUUGUUCUUUUGGGAAGAAACUAUGUUUUAUGCUUAGAGGAAAAUAUGAGACUAAUAGAGAAGGCGAAACCUAAACUUGCAAUAAUAUUUUAAAGGCUUUUUGAAUUCCUUCCAAUAAUACCAUUUAUUUAUUUAAUGCAGAAU